ACAUACAGCUAGUCAACGCCGCUCCCUCCCUGUCUCGUGUCUCGUCUCAAAUCCACAUCUCCUCUGUUCUUCACUUCUCUUCCUCCCGCGGCCGCCGCUCGUCGUCGGCUACCUCACGCUCCUCCCCGUCCUCCGCCGCCAUCCCAAGGCCCUAUUCUUAACGCACGAGGGGAACUGCCUCUGUUGCUCUAGAAAGAAAUGAAAACACUGGUAUGGAGCAGAUCAGCAUUUGACAAAAUGGGCAGAAGAGUUCGAAUUAUGUUCCUCAUCAACCUUAUGCUUUGGUGCGGUACAAGCUUUGCCUUGGAUGAUGCUGCUGGUAUAAGGACUCCAAAUGUGGGCACAGUAUCUCUGAAGGAAAAUCCGCAAUUAUGCCAACUUUGUGAAGAGUUUGCCUCAGAAGCCCUCUUCUAUCUUAAAGAAAACGAGACCCAGACUGAAAUCAUUAAUACGCUGCACCAAGCUUGUUCAAAGUUUUAUUCUUUUAAGCUAGAGUGCACCAGGUUGGUGGAUUAUUAUGCCCCUCUUUUCUUCACAAAAAUUGCUUCUUUAAGCCCUGAAGAAUUUUGCGGAACAGUAAGUUUCUGUGGGGAGGUAACUUUCAUUCGUCUCCCAAGACAUGAAGAUACUUGCACCCUUUGCCAUGAGGUUGUUGAUGAUAUCAUUACUAAUCUUGAAGAUCCAGACAUGGAGCUUAAGAUAGUAGAGAUACUUCUGAAAGGAUGCAAUAAUGCAGAGAGUUUUGUACAAAAGUGCAAGAGGAUGAUAAUCCAAAAUGCACCAAUCAUACUGGAACAUAUCAAGAAGUUCCUCAAGAAGAGGGAUUUCUGCAAUUCUAUCCAUGUCUGUGGAGGUAAAACUGCUCAUGCUGGAGCGCAAGUCCUCAGAAGCCUUUCUACAGCCUGAACUUUCCAGAACGGUAUAGUCCGCACAGCAGAUAUCGGUGGUGUACAUGUAAAAACAAGUUCCGGCACUGUUUAACUCCUUGGCAACAUAGACUGUACAAAAUUGGUUGUUUACAUGUAGAAAAAAAUCCACCAUGUAAAGAUACGUAGUUACUGUACAAACCUCUGCGAGAUAGUAGUUGCUACAUGAUUGCUUAUGGAUCAUGAGCUGGGUGUAUAUUUGAACUGUAUAUCAUUAUUUGUAAGAGAUCAUAUUGCUUCAUGUAUGUAUAAUAACUAAACUGUGAUGUA
Molecule: messenger RNA, 1196 nt
Organism: Phragmites australis (common reed)
Lineage: Eukaryota; Viridiplantae; Streptophyta; Magnoliopsida; Poales; Poaceae
Exons: 7
Coding region: 199-906 (235 amino acids)
Biological process (GO): lipid metabolic process
Source: RefSeq, a predicted model, not a curated record